This is a messenger RNA of Kluyveromyces lactis, 1263 nucleotides long. RefSeq names its product Frt2p (gene FRT2). The record is from RefSeq and is a predicted model, not a curated record. Lineage: Eukaryota; Fungi; Ascomycota; Saccharomycetes; Saccharomycetales; Saccharomycetaceae. Bases 1 to 1263 code for a protein of 420 amino acids. The transcript has a single exon.
AUGGAGGUUAGCCAUCGUGAACAUACCAACCAUAUUGGAUCCCAGGUUAACCCUUUGUUCCGCGGGUCCGUAUUUCAUAAGAAUGAUGCCGCAGAUCUACGAGUCCCUUGGGAUGGGAAACGUCGUAAAUCUGGUGCUUCGAUCAAUUCUAAGACUCAGAUGGGGGAUUUGACCGAAUUCAAUCCGUCUCAUCAUGCCAGUAAUAAAAACAUUUACCAUGACGAUAUUACGUGUGGUUCUUUAAGGUUUAGUGAUGCGUUAUUAGAUGGCUCGUUCAAAUGUCAGGAUGAGCAUUCUAGCAAUAGAUCUGGACAUAUGGCUAGUAGUAAACCGGGGAGCGGUAACAGUAGUCUGGGUCUUCUAAAAAAUCAAUCAUACUCUAACAUAUCAAUUUCCUCCACUCAAUCAUUUAAGAAAACGCACACGAAACUGUUAAAUUUCUCUCAGUUGAAGCCCGACCUCACAACAGCAUCGUCUUUUGAAUCACAACCUUCUAAGGGCAACUCUUUGGCAAGACAGUUUCUUGAGACCGCUUCAAAGGCAAAAUGCAACAGAGAGAUAAUACCGACCUUAUUUUAUUCCCCAUCUGCCAACAGCUGCGGUGAUACUUCUGGAGCGCUUGAUUAUUUGUCAUCAGGGUUUACUGACAAACUUUUCCCCAUAUUUAACUCUAAGGAAACUGAUCCAAAGGACAUGAAGAUAGACGUAGAUUGUAAAGAUAUACCAGAGUAUUUUGCAAUGGAUUACAUCAAACAUAUACACAGAGAUUUGACGGCAUUGGAAUUUCGUCUAAAACAUUUCCUUAUGAAAGUUAUCUUACCGCAAGAGAUGGAUUUUACUCAGAACAUCAACCAUGUAUCCAACCUUUCUAAAUCAGUUACACAACUCCACAUGGACAUUGAAAAAAUUAAACAUGAUACCAAAGAUAUAUAUUUGGAAAAAUUGGCAGCCGCGUUCAACGGGUCUGAUUCAGAAUCUUUCGUCAGUAAACUUACCACACUAAUGGACUCGCAUGUUUCUCGAUUACAGGCACUAGAAGGGAAAACUGUUGAUUUCCAGAACGAAUUGGAAGCUAAAAAGCUGCAACUUCGUAAGUUAGAGAAUCUGAUCAAGUUAAAUGACAUGAUCGGCGACUUCAAAAGGAACAUGAAAUUAUCUGAAAAGUUGAAAGAAUAUUAUGGUACAUUUGGUGAUGUGACUGUGUUAGCCCUAUCGAUAUCGUUAAUAAUGUAUUUAUUUAGGCGCUGGUUCGCCUCAGAAUAA